AUGACAGUCGAAGCAAAAACGUUCACGAACAAAUCUAAUGGCGAAACAUUCACAAAAGGCACUUACAACGGUAUUGAAGUCUUACGUAGAGACAUGGAUGGUUAUAUAAAUGCAACAAAGAUGUGUCAGCAGUUUAGGAAAGACUUUAGAAGGUUGUUGGAAAAUAAGUCCUGGGAAGAGUAUUUUGAGGCAUUUUGUGAAGAAUAUACCAACCCGCGGAAUUCCGCGGGUUGCUUUUUAUACACAGUUCAUGCAGGAAUUCCUGAUGAAAUCAAACAGGUUAGAGGAACGUAUGUAGACCCAAGACUUGUAAACUAUAUAGCAAUGUGGGCUUCUCCAAAAUAUUGUAUAGCAGUUGGAAAAAUUUUGGACUCCAUAGACAAGAAAGUUCAUGAGAAAUUAGAUGAAGAAGAACUUGAAGAUACAGUAGAGAAUGCAAAACCUUUGUUCGAAGAAGAA
Messenger RNA from Trichomonas vaginalis G3, 459 nucleotides. Its product is annotated as KilA, N-terminal/APSES-type HTH, DNA-binding family. The annotation marks the transcript as partial. Gene Ontology annotation, molecular function: DNA binding. The record is from RefSeq and is a predicted model, not a curated record. Lineage: Eukaryota; Parabasalia; Trichomonadida; Trichomonadidae. The transcript has a single exon.